AUGGCAGAGGAGUCGUGGGAGGAGGGUCGGGGGUUGGACUUCCUCGAGAGCCUGGGCCCGGACAUCUCCGCCACCGUCUUCAGCCUGCUCGACGACCCCGCCGACCUCGCGCGCGCCACCACCGUCUCCCGCUCCUGGCGCCGAUUCGUUAUUGCAAACCAGUUCAGCAAGAUCCUGUGCCUGCGGGUUUAUCCGGAGGUGUCCAACUUCACACGUGUUGAGUUGAGCAGCAUCAGCAGUGCACACCGAAAUGCUGGAUCAAGUGCUUGUGCUGGGCUGGAGAAGCUCGGGAGGGAUCAUAGGGUGUAUAUGCAUCUUAGCCAUGGCCUUCUCUCGCCGUACGACCCCAAGGAUUGCAUCAGUCACUGCAUGGGCGCAUCCAGCACUGAUCGUUUCCCUGAGGAGGCCAUAGAAAAUACCAUUGAACCGGUUGAUCGUCAGGAGAGUAAACUGUCUUAUUGGUCGAGUGGUGGCCAGAAAGAUCCUGCUGUGCCAGAAUGCCUGAUAUAUAGCCUUCAGUCAGAGCUGUGUCUUGUUGAUGAAAUCAGGAUACGGCCAUUAAAAGCAUUUUUUCGAUAUGGUCAUCCGAUAUAUUCAGCAAAACACGUCCGGUUCCGCUUGGGCUAUCUAAAACCACCCCACUGGUCUGAAACACAUGUAUAUGUUGAAAGUGAUGCGGAGCUGAUUGAUGAUAGCAACUAUAUCUGGACGUACACAUCUCCAGAAUUUCCAAUGCUACAGGAAAAUGUGAUGCAGUCUUUUAAGCUACCACACUCAGUUCUAUGUAUUGGUGGAGUGGUGAAGAUUGAGCUUCUUGGCAGGGUCCACAAGGACACGUUUGAUGGUCGGUACUACAUAUGUGUGUCUCAUGUCCAACUAGUCGGGAAGCCACUGUCAGAAGAUUUUGGGGUCGCCCCGAGCAAAAAUGAUGUAGUUCUCAGUUACUAUCUGGAUUAUCGUAGAUUCGGGGGACGAUCACAGCAAAGUACAUGA
Triticum turgidum subsp. durum (durum wheat) is the source of this 993-nucleotide messenger RNA. The record is from the annotation of a GenBank genome assembly. Lineage: Eukaryota; Viridiplantae; Streptophyta; Magnoliopsida; Poales; Poaceae.